AGGAAUUUAAGCGGUGCGCAUGUCUUGAUUGCAUGCACAUUCUAAGAUUGGAGUGGUCCUUAAAACAACCAUAAACAAGGUACUCAAAGUUGAGUAAGUCAUUCGCCGCUAAGUUUUAUUCAACGAAUGUUUUAAACGGCAGUGAAAGUUUGUGACUGAAAUUAUAAACAUGGCAGAAAUAACGGGACUUCGUGCGAUAUUAGAACGAAACGGUCAAUCACACCUUCUUCAAUUCUGGAAUAAACUUCGCGAUGAAGAACAAGUUGAAUUUUUGGAACAACUUAACACAAUAAAUUUUGGUGAAGUGAAUCAACUUUUUAAAAAUGCAAUGCUCUCCCUUAAUGAUCAAGGAACAAAGUUGGACAGUAAAAUGAAACCAGUGCCAGCCCAUACAUUUGAAUCCGAAGAAGGAAUUAAUUCAGAUAUUUUAGCGCAAUACAAAAAAAUUGGUCUAGAAGAAAUCGCAAGUGGUCAUGUAGCAGUGCUUCUUAUGGCGGGAGGUCAAGGGACGCGGCUCGGUGUCAACUAUCCAAAAGGCAUGUAUUCAGUAGGGCUACCAUCCAACAAAACCUUAUUUCAAAUUCAAGCCGAAAGAAUAAGGAAAGUAAUUAGUCUUGCAAAACAACAAACAGGACAUUCUGGAAAAAUAGUGUGGUAUAUCAUGACAAGCGGCCCAACAGACGAAACAACAGCAAAAUUUUUAAGAAAACAUGACUAUUUUGGACUAGAUAAUAAAGACGUUGUGCUUUUUAAACAAGGUUUGUUACCGUGUUUUGACUUUAACGGUAAGAUUUUCCUAGAAAGUAAUGGAUCUGUAGCUCUUGCUCCGGAUGGCAAUGGGGGAAUUUACAGAGCUCUUCAGAAAAAUGGUAUCCUAGAUGAUAUGAAGAGACGAGGCAUCAAGUAUCUUCAUGCUCACAGUGUAGACAAUAUUUUGGUUAAAGUAGCGGAUCCUGUGUUCAUUGGAUAUUGUGUGAAAAAAGAAGCAGAAUGUGGUGCAAAAGUUGUUAAAAAAUCCGGACCAAAUGAAGCAAUCGGUGUUGUUUGUCAAAUUGAUGGUAAGUUUCAAGUUGUAGAAUAUAGUGAGAUAACCGAAAAAACUGCAAAUUUGCGUGAUUCCGAGGGCAACCUUGUAUUUAGUUCCGGAAAUAUUUGCAAUCAUUUCUUUACAACUGAUUUUUUGAAUAAAAUCGCAAACAAUUUCGAGUCGCAGUUAAAACUUCACGUAGCUAAGAAGAAAAUUCCACACGUCAAUUCAGAAGGUGAAAAAAUUAGUCCCACUUCACCCAACGGAAUCAAAAUUGAGAAAUUCGUGUUCGACGUCUUUCAAUUUACAAACAAUUUUGUCACAUGGGAAGUUCCUCGCAGUAGCGAAUUCAGUGCUCUUAAAAAUGCUGAUAACAAAGAAGGCACAGCUGUCGAUUGUCCUAGUACGUCUAAGAGAGAUCUGCUGCGACUUCAUAAAAAGUAUAUCGAAAAUGCGGGCGGAAAAGUAACAAGUAACGAGGUAGAGAUAUCUCCUCUACUCUCGUACGCAGGAGAAAACUUGGAAAUCAGAGUAAAAGGAAAAGUAUUUGAUAAGACCUCUGUGAUAUAUUCCGAUGAGGAGCAGUUAAUUAUGAAUAAUAAUAACACUAUUGAUGGACCGAUUAUUUCUAACGGUAAUUCUCAUUAAUGAUAGGUAUUUAUUUAAAUAAUUAGACAAUACAAAAUAAUCCAUAUGCUUUUAAUAUUUUGCUUAUUUUACACAGAAAUAUAAAUAGGAUUGACAGGGAGUAACUUAUUUAAAACAUUAAAAAUGUCGAAUGAU
Molecule: messenger RNA, 1810 nt
Organism: Diabrotica balteata
Lineage: Eukaryota; Metazoa; Arthropoda; Insecta; Coleoptera; Chrysomelidae
Source: the annotation of a GenBank genome assembly